AUGGUUCAAUUUCACGAGCACAUAAUCACAGACCUUUUAGAGGAUCCUACCGGCGGACUUGUAAUUCUCUCCUCUGGUCUUUCCCUCUCCAAACUCCUUUCCUCUGUUCUCCUCCUCCACCAUCCUUCUCAAGGUACUCUCCUCAUUCUCUCCCCUUCCCCUUCUCUCAAAUCCCAAAUCCUCCACCACCUCAAAAGCCACCAAAAUUACUCUCCGGAGAACCACCAAAUCGUCGAAAUCACGGCCGAUCUUCCCGCUCACUGCCGUCUCUCACUCUACUCUUCUGGUCAAAUUUGUUUCGUUACUGCUAGAAUCCUCAUUGUCGACCUUCUCACUAAUAGAAUACCUGUCACUAGCCUAUCAGGAUUGGUUCUUCUCAAUGUUCAUGCUCUCUCCGAAACUUCAACGGAAGCUUUCAUUGCACGGAUUAUUAAAACCCUAAGUCAGUCUGUUUACAUUCGUGCCUUCACUGACAAGCCUCAUGCUAUGGUGGCUGGGUUUGCAAAGACGGAAAGGAUAAUGAAGUCUCUUUAUAUAAAAAAAUUGCAUCUUUGGCCGAGGUUUCAGGUUUAUGUAUCGGAGGAGCUGGAGAGGAUGGCGCCGGAGGUGAUUGACGUGAGAGUGCCGAUGACAAAGUAUAUGAUGGGGAUACAGAAGGCAAUUAUUGAGGUUAUGGAUGCGUGUUUGAAGGAGAUGAGGAAGACUAACAAGGUUGAUGUUGAGGAUUUGACAGUGGAGAAUGGGUUGUUCAAGUCUUUUGACGAGAUUGUGAGGAGGCAAUUGGAUCCUAUUUGGCAUAUCUUGGGGAAGAAGACUAAGCAGCUGGUAUCAGAUUUGAAGACCUUGAGAAAGUUGCUGGAUUAUCUUGUUAGGUAUGAUGCAGUAAGUUAUUUGAAAUAUUUGGAUACACUUAGAGUGUCGGAGAGUUUUCGCUCUGUUUGGAUAUUUGCAGAGUCCAGCUUUAAGAUAUUUGACUAUGCAAAGAAGCGUGUCUAUCAUUUGGCAAGAUCAAAUAAUUCAAAAAUUAAUGGGUUGAGUAAGAGCACUACUGGCAAAAAACGAAAAUUGAAGAGGGGUGAUGAUAAUGAGGAAGCCGUAGUUGAUGAUACUUUAUCUACCAGCACAAAUAGUGGAGUUAUAUUGGAGGAGGUUUUGGAGGCAGCACCAAAAUGGAAGGUGUUACGUGAAAUUCUUGAAGAGAUAGAGGAAGAAAGACAAAAGCCAGCAUUAUCGAGAGAAGACGAUCUGGUUGAAAGUGGAGGUGUUGACAGUGGCAUUGUGCUAGUGGCAUGCAAAGAUGAACGGUCAUGCAUGCAGCUUGAAGAUUGCAUCAUGAAUGGCCCCCAGAAGGUUUUGCGAGAAGAAUGGGAGAAGUAUUUGUUGAGCAAAGUAGAAUUGCGUGGUUUGCAAAUACCUCAGAAAAGAAAACCUAAGCCAAGGGAAUCGAAGGGAUUUGGCAUUCUUGAUGGAGUUGUUCCUGUAACUGCUGUUCAGAAUGCAGAGUCUAGCAGCACAAACAAACAGGAACAUGAUGCUCUCCUAGCAGCAGCAUCAGAAAUAAGAAAUCAGCAUAGAAAGGUUGCCGUUACUGAAGAUGGACCACAGGUUCUUGUCAACAGCACAAGUCAAAGAGGAAGGGGAAAAGGAUGUAAUAAAAGAGGCCGAGCUACUACUAGAAAUUCUAGAAAUAAAGAUGACGGUGUCAAUAAUAAAGUGGCCACAAGUGAUAAACCUGAAAUAUCUAGUUCAGAGCAUGAAGACCAAUCAGCUAAUAAUGAUCAACCUAUUGAAGGCAGUUAUCAGGAAGGAAACUCAAAAGAUGCAUAUACAGAAGAGGGGUUUCUUCGGCGGCAUGCUCAUCAGUCUGAUUCUUCACGUAGCAAAGGAAAGCAAAUACCUCCAGUUCACUUUUAUGCUCAAGAAAGUGAUCAGCCUAUACUUGACAUUUUGAAGCCCUCUGUAAUUAUUGUGUACCAUCCAGACAUGACAUUUGUUCGAGAAAUUGAAGUCUAUAAAGCUGAAAAUUCCUCAAAAAAGUUGAAAGUUUAUUUCCUUUUCUAUGAAGAUUCUACUGAGGUCCAAAAGUUUGAGGCAAGCAUACGAAGGGAGAAUGGAGCAUUUGAAUCCUUGAUUCGGCAGAAGUCAUUGAUGAUGAUACCAGUUGAUCAGAAUGCAAAUUGCAUGGGAUUGAAUUAUCCUAUGGAGUCACAGCCUUCUAGUUCCCAAAAUUCAAUAACCAGAAAGGCUGGUGGAAGAAAGGAAGUAGAGAAAGAAAUUCAGGUCAUAGUGGACAUGAGGGAAUUCAUGAGCAGCCUUCCAAAUGUUCUCCACCAGAAAGGGAUGCGUAUCAUACCAGUGACCUUGGAAGUUGGUGAUUACAUCCUUUCUCCAUUAAUAUGCGUGGAGAGAAAGAGCAUACAAGAUCUUUUUAUGAGCUUCACAUCAGGACGUCUUUACCACCAAGUUGAAACAAUGGUCCGCUAUUACAGAAUGCCUGUCCUUCUGAUAGAAUUUUCACAGGAAAAAAGCUUUUCAUUUCAGUCAGCAAGUGACAUAGGUGAUGAUGUCACACCAAAUAGUAUCAUAUCCAAGCUGUCAUUGCUUGUUAUGCACUUUCCCCGUUUGCGAAUCAUCUGGUCUCGUAGUUUGCAUGCUACUGCUGAAAUAUUUGCUUCACUGAAGUCAAAUCAGGAUGAACCUGAUGAGGUCAAGGCAAUAAGAAUUGGUGUCCCAUCAGAAGAGGGUAUUGUGGAAGAUGAUGUGAGAGCUGAGAACUACAAUACAUCUGCAGUUGAGUUUUUGAGACGACUCCCAGGGGUUACAGAUUCCAACUAUCGGGCGAUAAUGGAUGGAUGUAAAAGCUUAGCUGAACUUGCCCUUCUUCCUAUAGAGAGGCUAACUGAACUAAUGGGCGGUCAGAAGGCUGCACGAACCCUGAGAGACUUCCUCGAUGCAAAGUAUCCAACCUUGUUAUAAUGUUAUUUGAUAUCAUUCCAGUGGUACAGAUACAGAAGCUGGAUUGCCUAUCUAGCGGUUUGUGCCAACUAUGGCAGAAACUAUGCAUUUGUGUGACCUUUAUGGUUGCUGUAGAAAUGGUCAUUAGGUUAGAUUUGACUUUUCAUUGUUGUAUUGUUUAUUAAUUCAUUUUAUGAUUUUUCAAUUAAGAAGAAUUUCAUUGUAUUUUUUCCAGAUGAGCACAAUAUUAAGCAAUUUUCAGCAAC
This is a messenger RNA of Jatropha curcas, 3221 nucleotides long. RefSeq names its product Restriction endonuclease, type II-like superfamily protein (gene UVH1). Gene Ontology annotation, biological process: resolution of meiotic recombination intermediates; double-strand break repair via homologous recombination; nucleotide-excision repair involved in interstrand cross-link repair. The record is from RefSeq and is a predicted model, not a curated record. NCBI's taxonomy places the organism in Eukaryota, Viridiplantae, Streptophyta, Magnoliopsida, Malpighiales, Euphorbiaceae. Gene Ontology annotation, cellular component: nucleotide-excision repair factor 1 complex. Gene Ontology annotation, molecular function: single-stranded DNA endonuclease activity; single-stranded DNA binding; damaged DNA binding.